CAUGAACCUCUUCAACUCCCAAGACCAAAGACACUACUCAUCCCAGUCCAAACACAACAAAAAGAGACUAACCCAAGACCAAGUGAGCCUCCUAGAGACCUGCUUCGACUCCAACAAGAAGCUGGAGCCGGAGCGGAAGCUCCGUCUCGCCCGCGAGCUCGGCAUUCCGCCGCGACAAAUCGCCAUCUGGUACCAGAACAAGCGAGCCCGGUGGAAGACUCAGAGCCUAGAGCUCGACUACAACGAGCUCCGGCUCAAUCUUGAAGCGGCAUUGGCCGACAAGAGACGGCUGGAGCGAGACGUCCAACACCUCAGGGGAGAGCUGGAGAAGGCUCGAGAGAUGUUGUUUGGUUUGAACCAAGCAGCAGCAGCAGCAGUAGUGUCACCUCCGGCUGUUUCUUCUCUCUCUAGAUCUCUCUCUAGCUGUGGUGAUCAGGAGAGAUGGAGCUCUAGUAUGCAUGAUCAGGAUCAUCAUCAUGUGAUCAGUUAUUCUACUACUACUACUACUACUAAUUGGGUGAGUGAUGAUCAUGUUGAGGAGUCUUUGAAGAUUGAGGAGCUCUAUGCUUGUUUAAUGGGUAUAAAUGAGUCCUCACACUGUGGUUAAUUAAUUGUGGCACUAAACAUGCCCUUAUCCUUUUAUUUUUAUGUUAUGCAUGUCUCUCUUUAACAAUAUCAAUGAAAAUCUUAGUAAU
This is a messenger RNA of Cornus florida, 695 nucleotides long. Its product is annotated as homeobox-leucine zipper protein ATHB-52. The transcript has a single exon. Gene Ontology annotation, biological process: positive regulation of DNA-templated transcription. The coding region runs from base 2 to 607 and encodes 201 amino acids. Lineage: Eukaryota; Viridiplantae; Streptophyta; Magnoliopsida; Cornales; Cornaceae. Gene Ontology annotation, cellular component: nucleus. The record is from RefSeq and is a predicted model, not a curated record. Gene Ontology annotation, molecular function: DNA-binding transcription factor activity, RNA polymerase II-specific; sequence-specific DNA binding.